CAUCUGCAUGUGCGGAGUGUGAAAUUUUCCUUUUAUUUUCUUUUUUUUUUUUUUUUGAAAAACCAAUAGUAUACUUCAAUCUUUCUGCAACAUAAAGCUCUUCUUCAAUGGAACCUAUUGAAAACAUCGGUGAUGAGUACCAAAACUAUUGGGAAACUAAAAUGUUUCUCCAGAAUGAAGAGCUUGAUAGGGGUGAAUUUACAACUUACAAAUUAAGCUCCUUGAUUUUAAGCAGCUGGGCUAUGGAUGAGGCGUUUUCCGGCUAUUAUGACUCCAGUUCGCCGGACGGUGCUGCUUCGUCGGCGGCUUCUAAGAAUAUUGUUUCAGAGAGGAACAGAAGAAAGAAGCUUAAUGAAAGGUUAUUUGCUCUUAGAGCUGUGGUCCCCAACAUUAGCAAGAUGGACAAGGCUUCCAUCAUCAAAGACGCAAUUGAUUAUAUUCAAGAACUUCAUGAUCAAGAGAAAAGAAUCCAAGCAGAGAUAAUGGAACUGGAAUCUGGAAAAUUGAAGAAGAAUCCUGGUUAUGACUUUGAGCAAGAGCUGCCUGUUCUGUUGAGGUCCAAGAAGAAGAAAAUUGAUCAAUUCUAUGACUCUAAUGGCUCUAGAUGCUGCCCAAUUGAAGUCCUUGAGCUGAGUGUUGCACACAUGGGAGAGAAGACACUGCUAGUGAGCUUGACAUGCAGUAAAAGAACAGAUACAAUGGUGAAGCUUUGUGAGGUAUUUGAAUCUUUGAAGCUCAAGAUUAUUACGGCCAAUAUUACAACUGUUUCUGGGAGGCUUCUCAAGACAGUCUUCAUUGAGGCAGAUGAAGAAGAGAAAGAUCAUUUGAAGAUAAAAAUAGAAACAGCAAUUGCAGCACUUAAUGAUCCACAAAGUCCUAUGAGCAUGUAACUAAUUUAAUCUCUUUGUUAUGAAUUUGGGGACUUUUUGCCAUUUGCUUGCUUUUUCUACUUUCCUCUUUUUUGGGUCUUCCACUUUUCUUUUUCCCCUUUACUUUCCUUUUCUGGGUCAUUGUUUAGUUGAUGAACACUUUGUAGUUGUGUCUCUCUCAUUUUCCAAAGAAAAUUUCACAGUCAUCAUGUAUUUCAAGCUAGAAAUAAUUGUCUUGAUGUUUCAAGGUAGAA
Hevea brasiliensis (rubber tree) is the source of this 1123-nucleotide messenger RNA. RefSeq names its product transcription factor bHLH35. Gene Ontology annotation, molecular function: DNA-binding transcription factor activity; protein dimerization activity; sequence-specific DNA binding. Gene Ontology annotation, biological process: regulation of DNA-templated transcription. Gene Ontology annotation, cellular component: nucleus. The transcript is spliced from 5 exons. The coding region runs from base 108 to 890 and encodes 260 amino acids. Lineage: Eukaryota; Viridiplantae; Streptophyta; Magnoliopsida; Malpighiales; Euphorbiaceae. The record is from RefSeq and is a predicted model, not a curated record.